CCGUCAUCCAUCUUCCUCUCGUCGUCGGCUACGUCUAAACAUCAUGGUACGGUUCUAUUUCAGCUAUUUUCAGAGUAGACUGACUCCCUAUGAACAUUCAUAGGCGCGUAAUCAAGAGAAAGCCCAGUCCAUGCUCUACCGCUUCCGAGAAGCGCAAGCGGCAGAGCUUGGUCUAGGUACCCGAGCUGACCGCCGACCCAAGAUGGCCAGUGCCUGUAAAAACAUGCGCGAGUGUGAGAGGUGGCGUGGUGAGCUCCUCAGGGAGAUUAGUCGCAAGGUCGCGAAGAUCCAAGAUGCUGGUCUUGGUGACUACGAACUCCGUGAUCUCAACGAUGAGAUCAACAAACUCAUGCGAGAGAAACGGCAUUGGGAGAACCAGAUCGUGGCAUUGGGUGGAGCGAAUUACAAGCGUAAUGUAGCGAUGCUGGAUGACGACGGGAAAGAGGUCCCUGGGACGAAGGGAUACAAAUACUUCGGUCGCGCGAAAGAACUACCAGGUGUACGGGAACUUUUCCAGGGUCGUAAGAAGGAAGAGGAAGAAGACAACCUGGCGAUGGCGCAUUACCAGAAGUUCACGAAGCAGGGGCCUUCAUACUACGGCGAUCUUGACGAGAACGAUGGAACGCUGCUGGAGUAUGAGCGUGAGGCUGAAGCAGAAGAAUGGGAAGAAGCGGCUUCCAAUCUGCGUGAAGCACUCGAUCUUCCCCAAGACGCUGCCAUUCCAGGAAUUCCACCGUCAACUUCUCCGGCGAACCCUGAUGUCGAAAUGCCAGCCUCGACAGUCGAAGCUGACCAAACCUUGGCACACGCGAAGAUGCUCGUUUCCUACAUGCCCUUCCUCAAGCCCGAAAUGUUACUUGCACCGAAAUUGCCAACACCGAAGGAGGUCGAGUCGGUGUUACUUGUCCUGCAGAAGCAAGCUCUCGUCGAGGAGUACUUUGGCGCGACUGAUGGAGCAAUCCCAGCAGCAGCUUGAUCUUUACUCUGCUUCCCUGUGUAUGCAUUAUUCCGGCAUCCCCAUCCGGAGGAGGGUCUCCUACGCGCGUACUUAUGACCGUCCGCAUGAGAUUUCUGCACUGUGCGGAUCGCAGAACACGGUACCCGGAUGCCUAGGCUUCUACUGUGACAGUGCUGCUCUGUGUCGAAGCAUCUAGACCAUUGAGAACGCUUGCGAAGCAUAGCCAAUAGAAAAGACUUAUCUCGCUUAUUUCAUUUUGUCUGGUGACCAGUAUGCAACCUGGUUUUGUUUCCCAUUACGCCGUCCUCGAUUGCAGACUCACUCAGAAUGAAUGUGAAGUGCUUGCGGUCUCGGACGGGAUGAAGCAUAACCGACACACUUUAAAAUGUAGAUGUGUUGACUAGAGACUAGCAGCUCGUCGCGUCCCAGCUUCGCAGUUUUGACUGCAGAUCGUCUCUUGCGCUUCCUCUCAAGAACAAGCCAUCUCUUUGCGAGGAUGUGCCAACGCAUUGUAGAAGGCACUCGCUGGACAAGAUGUGGACAUUUUGAACGUCAACUGGUGACCGCCCUGCUCGACUGCAGAUCAAAUCACUGCGAGCACUCUGUGUACCAUCCCGAGUGGUGUGAGCGCAACAGGUGCUCACGUAAGUUCGGACCGGAAAUCCACAGGGACGUGCGACGGAUAAAUGCGUUCUGCCACGAUUGUCAGGAAUCUAUCCGACGCGCUAUUCGAGACCGGGAACGCCGAGGCCCGAUCUAUGUGUACGUUCCAAAUACCCUCUAUGAAGAGAGCGACAACGAAAUCGAGGGGUGCGGGUGUUGUUCGGGAUUUGAAUCCGAGGAAGAUGAGCCUGACGACUCAGCUACCUCUGAGCCGGAGGCAGAGGUAAAAGCCAAUGUCUUGUGCUCGAACAACGGGGGAUCGUGCGAGAGGAGGGGUGAUAAGGCAUUGGGCAGAGCCGGAGAUGUCAUCAUUGAGGAAGUAGAUCGAUUUUAGUUUCCUGAAGUUAUCCAAGGAGCGCACAGAUUCUUCGUCACAACAAUGUUGCAUAACAUGAGAGGAUCGCGCCAAGGGCUGGGUGCACAGGGUCAGAAGUGAUCCGUUCAACAGUGAUCGACGCAUGAUACUCCUGAUCCCAACCUGAACCUCCACAAUCGUCGUUCUCCGAUUGCCUGUUUCCCGCCCGGGCGAGACAGUAUAAAUCUAGGACAUAACCUCGCUGGACCCUUAGGAUGUACUCGCGUUUCGGGAAGCCAUGGUGGAUCCUCAUUUGCGGCCUCGUCUUGAUUUUGCUCUUCACUUUCCGAAUGGGCGAAAUGACACCGAGCAUACCUCGCCGGCUCUACUCAAGCAUGAACUCAUCAUUUCACAGAGGAAGAAGAGUUUAUCUGAAUGCCGCCGGGCUGGGCGGUGAGGGCCUCGGGUCGGCGAUGCAUCACUUCAAACAGAGCGUGAUCUUCGCUGAGGCGUUGGACUCGGAGUUUAUCCUCGCCAAUGAGUAUGACUCUGAAUUCCGGUAUUCGUUGUCGAAGAUCUUGAACGGCCCCGUGUUUGAUAACCAGUUCCUCGAUUAUGAUCUGCGCAAUUCCUGCCGCGUGAACGACUUCAUAAAGGACCACGAGAGAGAGAAGCUCGCACAUGGCAUCUGUGAGGGCGCGGAAUGGGCGUCCGAGCGGCUCGAAGAACUGACGAGCGAAAUGAUGGCAUGCACAAACAUCCUCGAUACAUUUAGCCACGAGAUUACGCAAGACCUCAACGGCUGCAUCACACCUUGGUUCCGCUCGCGUUUGCUUCCCGCUCCAUCCCCAACGCACACGCUUCCCCUCCUGACCUAUCCUCCACAACGCCCGAUCCGCAUCGGAGUCCACAUCCGCUGGGGAGACACUUCUAAGACCUUUUCAUCUACAUCCGAGUUGCUCUCGCAUGAGUUCUAUGGCUCGUUCGCCAUGCCCAAUCUGAUCACGGCUCUUAACGAUCUGCGCGAGCUGGCCGGCCCAGCCGGGAUACACGUCCAAGUGGCGAUGGAGAAUGCCGAACAGCGGGUUCUGGACAGUCUCCCUCUGCACACGUCGGAGCUCACGGUCUUGGACUCCCGGGCCGAUGACGAUCUGGAUGACCUGAGAAAGCUGAGCGAGAGCGAUGUCUUGCUCGUGGGCGAGUCAAGUUGGGCGGUGAUGGUGCACAUGCUGGCUCCACCGGGACUCACCAUUGUUCAGGACGGAGGACUGGGCAAGUACAGCAACACUACAGGCUUUGGGAGAGAUGUCAUAUUUUGGAAAGAAUACUCGAUUGAGAAAGUCAGUCAUGGUUUGUUUAAAUAGCUAGAAACAAGAUAUUUGAGAUGGUUAUGUCCA
Molecule: messenger RNA, 3313 nt
Organism: Mycena citricolor
Lineage: Eukaryota; Fungi; Basidiomycota; Agaricomycetes; Agaricales; Mycenaceae
Source: the annotation of a GenBank genome assembly